GCCCUUUCUCUCUCUAUGGCUUCCCCGCCACCAACCGUCAGACCUGGCUCGCGCAGCAGCAGCUGGCGGCCGGAGCGAGCGGCGCCGGGACGCGAGGUGGAGGGUCGUGCGCCGAGGAGGGGCAGCUGCGCGGGCCGCGGCCUCGGGGCACAGUGGGAGCCGGCGGGUCCCGGGGUCGCGCAGGUGCGGCCGCCGCCCCCACGGACAUGCGGCCGGUCUCUUAGGACGAGGUGUAGGUAGCAGACAAGAACUGAAGGAUCCAAACAGGAAAGCACUCCUAUUGCAAGAUCUCUAAGACGAGGUAGAAAAUAGUUACUAUGGAAUCAAAAACUUGUGAGUCAAAUAAUGAAGAUCUUUUAUCAAGUGGCAUCACACCCAAUGGAGGUUCUUCAAGCCCGUUUUUUGUGUCAUCUAUUCGUGGUACAAUAAUUGAAAACCCAUCUUCAACUGGGACUUUAACACAAAUGCCUUUUUUCCCUAAAUAUGAAGUGGAACUUGAUUCUCAUAGAAAAGUCAUCCCUUACCCUGGGAAAGAGCACAUUGAACGUGUUUUGGAAGAAUAUUCACAUCAAGUUAAAGAUUUGCAGAAAAGACUAAACGAAAGCAAUGAAUUGCAUGAGAAACAAAAGUUUUACUUAAGACAGUCAGUCAUCGAUUUGCAGACAAAACUUCAAGAAAUGCAAAUGGAGAGAGAUGCCAUGGCCGACAUCAGACGAAGGGAGAGUCAGUCCCAGGAGGAUUUACGAAAUCAGCUUCAAAAUACAGUUCAUGAGCUUGAAGCUGCCAAGUGCCUAAAGGAGGACAUGUUGAAAGACAGCAGUGCACAGAUAGAGCAGCUAAGAAAAAUGAUGCUUAGCCAUGAAGGUGUGCUUCAAGAAAUCCGAUCAGUCUUAGUUGACUUUGAAGAAGCCUCAGGCAAGAAAAUAUGUGAACACGACAGCAUGUCUACCAUGCACUUCCGCAGCCUGGGCUCAGCUAUUAGUAAAAUCCUAAGAGAAUUAGACACAGAAAUCUCUUAUCUUAAAGGGAGGAUAUUUCCAGUAGAGGACCAACUUGAAACACUGAAAACUGAAUCACAGAACAAAAUAGAAUUAUUACUUCAACAACAUCAAGAUCGAAUUGAGCAGCUGAUAAGUGAGCAUGAAAUUGAAAUAACAGGACUUACAGAGAAAGCCAGCAGUGCCCGGAGCCAAGCCAAUAGCAUCCAGAGUCAGCUGGAAAUCAUCCAAGAACAAGCAAGGAACCAGAACUCCAUGUAUAUGCGCCAGCUCAGUGACUUGGAGUCUACCGUUUCUCAGCUUCGUUCUGAACUGAGGGAAGCCAAGAGGAUGUAUGAAGAUAAGAUAGAAGAGCUGGAGAAGCAGCUAGUCCUUGCCAAUUCAGAGCUUACUGAAGCGCGCACAGAGCGGGACCAGUUCAGUCAAGAGUCAGGAAAUCUGGAUGACCAACUCCAAAAGCUGUUGGCAGAUCUCCACAAGAGGGAGAAAGAGCUGAGUCUGGAGAAGGAACAGAACAAGCGUCUGUGGGACCGAGACACUGGUAACAGCAUCACCAUCGACCACUUGCGGAGGGAGUUGGAUGACAGGAAUAUGGAGGUGCAACGGCUGGAGGCCCUGCUCAAGGCCAUGAAGAGCGAGUGUCAAGGCCAGAUGGAGCGGCAGAUGGCAGCCAUUCAGGGGAAGAACGAGAGCCUGGAGAAAGUGUCGUCCCUCACUGCACAGCUCGAGUCCACCAAGGAGAUGCUGCGCAAGGUCGUGGAAGAGUUGACAGCCAAGAAGAUGACCCUUGAGAGCUCUGAGAGGACAGUGUCCGACCUGACAGCUUCCCUCCAGGAGAAGGAGCGAGCCAUCGAGGCUACCAAUGCAGAGAUCACUAAGCUUCGCUCACGGGUGGACUUGAAGUUGCAGGAGCUUCAGCACCUGAAAAACGAGGGGGACCACCUCAGAAAUGUGCAGACAGAGUGUGAGGCGCUCAAACUCCAGAUGGCGGAGAAGGACAAGGUCAUUGAGAUCUUGCGGCAGCAGAUUGAGAACAUGACGCAGCUGGUUGGCCAGCACGGCCGGACCGCCGGUGCCAUGCAGGUGGAAAAGGCUCAGCUAGAGAAAGAGAUUAAUGACCGGAAGCUGGAACUGCAGGAGUUUAAGAUUUUAAAAGAUAAAAAAGAUGCAAAGAUCCGGGAGCUUGAAGCCAGAGUGAGUGAUCUAGAACUGGAAAAGGUGAAGUUGGUGAAUGCAGGCUCCGAGCGGCUCCGAGCGGUGAAGGACAUCAGACAAGAGCGAGAUCAGCUCUUGAAUGAAGUGAAGACUAGUAGGACAGAAUUAAACAGUCUCUCAGAGGACUAUGAAGUCUUGAAAAGGAAUUUCCGAAACAAAAGUGAAGAAAUGGAAACCACCACAAACAAGCUAAAGAUGCAAUUAAAGUCUGCGCAGUCUGAGCUGGAGCAGACAAGGAGCACACUAAAGGCCAUGGAAGGGUCGGACGGCCAUGCUAUGAAGGUGGCAAUGGGCAUGCAGAAGCAAAUCACAGCCAAGAGGGGUCAGAUAGAUGCCCUGCAGAGCAAGGUGCAGUUUUUAGAAGAGGCUGUGACAAGUGCCAAUAAGGAGAAACAUUUUUUGAAGGAAGAGAAGAGUAAACUCAGCCAGGAGUUGAGUACCGUAGCAACAGAAAAAAACAAGAUGGCCGGAGAGCUAGAAGUGCUGCGAUCUCAGGAACGCCGCUUGAAGGAGAAAGUUGCUAACAUGGAAGUUGCUCUUGACAAGGCAUCUUUGCAGUUUGCAGAAUGCCAAGAUAUAAUACAGCGCCAAGAACAAGAGUCUGUGCGUCUAAAACUUCAGCACACUUUGGAUGUAAAAGAGCUGCAGGGCCCUGGCUACACCUCUAACCCUUCCAUGAAACCUCGUCUUCUGCAGCCGGCAUCUGUAACUCGGUCUCAUUCCAAUGUCCCAUCCUCCCAGUCUACGGCCAGCUUCCUGUCUCAUCACUCUAUGAAAACCAACACACUGAAGGAAGACCCUACUAGGGACCUGAAGCAGCUUCUGCAAGAGUUGAGAAGUGUGAUCAAUGAGGAGCCGGCCAUGCCUCUGAGCAAGACGGAGGAGGAUGGAAGGACACCAUCCCUCGGAGCAUUAGAUGACAGGGUGAGAGACUGCAUCACGGAAUCAAGCCUGAGAUCAGAGCUUUGCCACAGAAGUAACAACUCCUUAAGAGAGUCCACUGAAGGCAGCAAGUCCAGUGAAACUCUUAGCAGAGAGCCAGUCGCGCUACAUGCAGGGGACCUGGAAGACCCGUCCAGUUGCUUCACAUUCACAUCUACAGCAAGUCCAUCUGUGAAGAUCUCUGCCUCCCGUUCCUUCAAUUCUUCUCCUAAGAAGUCUCCAGUGCACUCGCUUCUGACUAGCUCUGCCGAGGAGUCAGUGGGCUCCACAUCACAGUACCGCUCCACCAAGCCCAUUCACUCACCCGACUCUACAAAAGAUUCACAGUCUCCGUCACUAGAAACAACAGGAAAAACAUGCCGAAAACUUCAGAACAGACUGGAAAGUUUGCAAACCCUGGUAGAAGAUUUACAGCUGAAGAACCAAGCAAUGUCUUCAAUGAUCAGAAAUCAAGAGAAAAGGAUUCAGAAAGUGAAAGACCAAGAAAAAAUGUUACUAAAAUGACACAUCGUUUGCCUGCUCUCUAUAGAGGGCUCACGCCUGAUUAAUUGUGAUGUUACUUAUAAUUAGUGCCCUGUGGACUUUUUCUUUUUAUGUGAAAAUUUAAUAAAAGAUGCCUUGUCCUGUAAA
This is a messenger RNA of Phodopus roborovskii (desert hamster), 3785 nucleotides long. RefSeq names its product coiled-coil domain containing 158 (gene Ccdc158). The transcript is spliced from 24 exons. The coding region runs from base 318 to 3659 and encodes 1113 amino acids. NCBI's taxonomy places the organism in Eukaryota, Metazoa, Chordata, Mammalia, Rodentia, Cricetidae. The record is from RefSeq and is a predicted model, not a curated record.